AUUCCUCGGCCUUCUCCCUCCUGGCCGUCCGCUGCUCCGCUCGUCCCCGCUCCGAGCGCCCCCAAGUCCCUGCGCCGUGCUCUCCCGGCCUUCCGCCCAGCAGCUCCCGGCAGAGCUGUGGCAAAGACCCGCCUCCGCAUCCCGCCGGACCUGCAGGGGGUCACUUCCCCUCUCCGGGUUUCAGUUUCCUCGUGUGUCAGGCGGCGCUGGGCCGGACUGGCUCGGAUCGAAGUCCUCCGCUCGCGACCGCUGGCCCGAGCCCCAGCCUCCCAGCCGGACGCCGCCUCCGCUGGCUCCGUGCAGCCCGCGCUCUCCUGCCCCGGGACAAUCCUCGCCUUGUCUAAGGCUGCGGCUUCUAGAGUUUUCAGUAGCCUCGGGCUACGCCUUUUUUUUCCAGGGCGGAGCCCGAGCCCUGCACCUCCACUCAGCGGGCCGCAGGGCAGCCCCUGUCCCUCUGCACACAGACCCUCCCCGGAGUUGAGAUCCAGGCACACAGCCCAGGCGCCCUGCGGCCCUGUGUUCCUUCUCCGCCGGCUUCCCGCCAUGGCCUCCUGGGGCCCGGGACUCCCGCUCCCGCUGGGGCUCCUGCUGUUGCUGCUGCCUCCGCCUCCUGCGACCUCUGCUUCCGACCGUCCGCGGGUCAAAGACCCGGUCAACCCAGAGAAGCUGCUGGUGAUCACGGUGGCCACAGCUGAGACGGAAGGAUACCGGCGUUUCCUGCGGUCAGCAGAGUACUUCAACUACACAGUGCGGACCCUGGGCCUGGGACAGGAGUGGCGAGGGGGUGAUGUGGCCCGAACGGUUGGUGGAGGACAGAAGGUCAGGUGGCUAAAGAAAGAAAUGGAGAAAUAUGCUGACCGGGAGGAUAUGGUCAUCAUGUUUGUGGACAGCUACGACGUGAUUCUGGCUGGCAGCCCCUCAGAGCUGCUCAAGAAGUUCGUCCAGAGUGGCAGCCGCCUGCUCUUCUCUGCGGAGGGCUUCUGUUGGCCUGAAUGGGGGCUGGCAGAGCAGUACCCUGAGGUGGGCACGGGGAAGCGCUUCCUCAACUCUGGUGGGUUCAUCGGCUUUGCCCCCACCAUCCACCAAGUCGUCCGCCAGUGGAAGUACAAGGAUGAUGACGACGACCAGCUGUUCUACACUCGACUCUACCUGGACCCUGGGCUGAGGGAGAAACUCAGCCUCAACCUGGAUCAUAAGUCCCGCAUCUUUCAGAACCUCAAUGGGGCCUUAGAUGAGAUAGUUUUAAAGUUCGAUCGGAACCGCGUGCGUAUCCGGAAUGUGGCCUAUGACACGCUUCCUGUUGUGGUCCACGGGAAUGGUCCCACUAAGCUCCAGCUGAAUUACCUGGGAAACUAUGUCCCUAACAGCUGGACUCCCCAGGGAGGCUGUGGGUUCUGCGGCAGGGACCGGAGGACACUCCCGGGGGGGCAGCCUCCCCCCCGGGUGCUUCUGGCCGUGUUUGUGGAGCAACCUACCCCAUUCCUGCCCCGCUUCCUGCAGCGGCUCCUGCUCCUGGACUACCCCCCAGACAGGGUCACCCUGUUCUUGCAUAACAAUGAGGUGUACCAUGAGCCCCACAUCGCAGACUCCUGGCCCCAGCUCCAGGACCACUUCUCUGCUGUGAAGCUGGUGGGGCCAGAGGAGGCCCUGACCCCAGGCGAGGCCAGGGACAUGGCCAUGGACAGUUGUCGGCAGGACUCCGAGUGUGACUUCUACUUCAGCCUGGAUGCCGACGCCAUCAUCACCAACCAGCAGACCCUGCGCCUCCUCAUUGAAGAAAACAGGAAGGUGAUAGCACCCAUGCUGUCCCGCCACGGAAAGCUGUGGUCCAACUUCUGGGGGGCCUUGAGCCCCGACGAGUACUAUGCUCGGUCUGAGGACUACGUGGAGCUGGUGCAGCGGAAGCGAGUGGGCGUGUGGAAUGUGCCCUACAUAUCCCAGGCGUACGUGAUCCGUGGUGAGACCCUGAGGACAGAGCUGCCCCAGAGGGAGGUCUUCUCGGGCAGCGACACUGACCCAGACAUGGCCUUCUGUAAGAGCCUGCGGGACAAGGGGAUCUUCCUCCACCUCAGCAAUCAGCAGGAAUUUGGCCGCCUCCUGGCCACCUCCCGGUAUGACACUGACCAUCUGCACCCUGACCUCUGGCAGAUCUUCGACAACCCCCUGGACUGGCAGGAGCAAUACAUUCAUGAGAACUACAGCCGGGCCCUCGAAGGGCAGGGGCUCGUGGAGCAGCCAUGUCCAGACGUGUACUGGUUCCCGCUGCUGUCAGACCAGAUGUGCGACGAGCUGGUGGAGGAAAUGGAACAUUACGGCCAGUGGUCAGGAGGCCGGCAUGAGGACUCCAGGCUGGCCGGAGGCUAUGAGAACGUGCCCACCGUGGACAUCCACAUGAAGCAGGUGGGCUAUGAGGACCAGUGGCUGCAGCUGCUGAGGACAUACGUGGGGCCCAUGACAGAGAGCCUGUUCCCAGGCUACCACACCAAGACCCGGGCAGUGAUGAACUUUGUGGUCCGCUACCGGCCGGAUGAGCAGCCGUCCCUGCGGCCCCAUCAUGACUCCUCCACCUUCACUCUCAACGUCGCCCUCAACCACAAGGGCCUGGAUUAUGAGGGAGGUGGCUGCCGCUUCUUGCGCUACGACUGCAUCGUCUCGUCCCCUCGGAAGGGCUGGGGGCUCCUGCAUCCCGGCCGCCUCACCCACUACCAUGAGGGGCUGCCCACCACUCGGGGCACCCGCUACAUCAUGGUGUCCUUUGUCGACCCCUGACACUCAACCACUCUGCCAGACCUGCCCAGCCGUCGUGCCUUCCCGGGGGGCCCCUCCGCGGAAGGGGGUCUGUCUGGCACCUCGCUUCCUGAGCGGAUGUUCGAUGUGCCUGGGACUGAAUGUGUCGCCUCCCCCCCCCCAACACGUGGCCCUCUCAGGAAGCUCCUGGAGCCCCUGGGGCCCCUCCUCCCGGUCCCAAGGACGCAUGGGGAGAAGGCUUCCGAGGGCUCCCCGUAUGAUAAAUUAUUGGCUCUCAGCCUCCCUCUCAAUAAAGGAGGAUUUGUAACCCUUGA
Molecule: messenger RNA, 3062 nt
Organism: Suricata suricatta (meerkat)
Lineage: Eukaryota; Metazoa; Chordata; Mammalia; Carnivora; Herpestidae
Gene: PLOD3
Product: procollagen-lysine,2-oxoglutarate 5-dioxygenase 3
Exons: 19
Coding region: 544-2769 (741 amino acids)
Biological process (GO): peptidyl-lysine hydroxylation
Cellular component (GO): endoplasmic reticulum
Molecular function (GO): procollagen glucosyltransferase activity; iron ion binding; procollagen-lysine 5-dioxygenase activity
Source: RefSeq, a predicted model, not a curated record